Alternaria postmessia is the source of this 2034-nucleotide messenger RNA. RefSeq lists its product as uncharacterized. The record is from RefSeq and is a predicted model, not a curated record. Bases 1 to 2034 code for a protein of 677 amino acids. Gene Ontology annotation, molecular function: chromatin binding. Gene Ontology annotation, cellular component: nuclear inner membrane. NCBI's taxonomy places the organism in Eukaryota, Fungi, Ascomycota, Dothideomycetes, Pleosporales, Pleosporaceae. The transcript is spliced from 2 exons.
AUGGCUGAUGCGCGCGGAGAGUAUUGGUAUUACGAAGAUGGCGUGGAUCCAAACAAGAUAACGGUCCCGGAACUGAGGAGCAUCUUACUCCGACAUGGCGUUCAAUACCCUUCCUCGGCAAAGAAGCCCGCUCUGGUUGGCAUGUUCGUCGACCUCGUUCUUCCCCAGAAAGCACAGGUCCAACGGGCGCAGGCACGCACAAAGCGAUCGACGCGGGGCAUCGUAGAUGUUCCCUCCAGUUCAGCCAGCACAGUAGAGACAGACGAUGCCGAAGAUGAGACGCUUGUAGUACCUACACCUGCGACUACACGACGCACAACCCGACGAACAACCCGCGAACCGACAGAGGAAGCAGAUGUACCGGCACCACGCGCCAAGACACCCUCGCGGGCUGUUCCUGCCAAACACAGCAGAGCGCUUGAACCUGAGGUAGAUGAGCGACCCGCGACUAGACGCAUACGCAAAAGCGCCACUCCUGCGCCCAAGGAACCCACGCCCGAGCCGGAAGCGUGGCAUCGCAACGACGCUGCCAGUCCCUUCACCCAGGAGAACCCCUUUCAGAGUGGGAGCUCUCCUGCAGUGCCAGACACGAUAUCGCGCGACCGUCGUAGGCGCACUACAGGAUAUGCUCAGGAGAGGCGCAAGAGCGACGCGCAUCGCCGGAGGACCUUUCAACCCAAGACUGAGCAACAAGACGACGGCGUUAUGGUACCCACUCGCGGGACAUUCGACGUGGCAGACCCGCGUGUGAAGCAGCAGGAGGAUGAUCUCGCAGAUGCUGGCGAAGAGUUCACGCCAGAGGAGCAGCUUGAUCUAGUGCGCGAGCGGGCAAGGGCUGGUGAAGUGGACAUUUUGCCUCCUCGGAGACGUAGGCAGAAAGGCAAAAAAACUGGAACAAUCAAAGCAAUGGCCGGCACUCUUCUUCUCACAGCUUCGGCCGCCUUCGCUGGCGUAUGGCGGCAGGAAAAGAUCGAAGUCGGCUUCUGCGGCGUUGGACGAGAUGCCAUCGGACUUGCUGGUGUGGAAAUACCAAGCUGGGCGGACCAAAUCCUCCCACAAUGCGAGCCUUGUCCACCACACGCGCAGUGCUUCCGCGGAUUGACUCUCAGGUGCGAUCCUGAUUUCAUCAUGAAGGAUCAUCCGCUGUCCCUCGGUGGCUUGAUUCCUUUACCACCGACCUGCGAACCGGACAGUGAGAAGACACGCAAAGUGAACGGUAUCGCGAACAAGGCAACUGAGAUACUUCGCCAACGCAAGGCCCAAUACGAGUGCGGAGAGCCUGAUGCAGCAGGAAACCUAGUGGAAAGCCCUGAAGUGAGCGAGGUGGAUUUAAAACAACAGAUGGCAUCUCAGAAGAGCAAGAGCUUGACGGAUCAGGAAUUCAGUGAGCUGUUCGACAGAGCCUUUCCUGAGCUGGUUAUGCGGGAAGAAAUAAUCGAGAGCACCGACGGAACAACAGGCGCACGCCGUCUCGCAUCCACCUCCCUCGCCAAGCUCUCCCUCUCCUGUAGCGUCCGAAGAUCCCUCCGACAAUCCUUUGAACGACAUCUUCUCCAAAUUGUAACAAUACUCUUCCUCAUUGCCACUGGCUCAUACGGAAAGUAUUCAUAUACUAGUAACCGGGCGAUGGAAGUUCGGGCCAAGCAGCUAGCAAGCGACGCGUAUGACAGACUCCAGGACCAAGCCGCGUUGGGCUACUACGACUCAGGCGCUGAGAAGGGCAUCAGUAUGACACAACUGCGGGACGAUGUCUUGAGGACAGAGUUUAAUGCAAAGCGACGACAGAAGCUGUGGACGAGGGUACAGGCAAAGGUUGAGAAGAACAGCAACAUCCGCGCAGGUGUCCGAACAACAGCUAGCGGCGACGUUGCUCGCAUGUGGGAAUGGGUCGGUCCUGUGAAGCGGAUCGACGAUGGAAGAACACCUGCGAAAGGUGAGAGCAGCAGGUUCAGUCUUGGCAUGGGUAGCAGCCCUCCAUCUGCAUCUCGAGAUACAGAGGUCCAGAAGUGGGAAGAGGGACAUCCGAUUUACUAG